Exophiala xenobiotica is the source of this 2362-nucleotide messenger RNA. Its product is annotated as chaperone DnaK. Lineage: Eukaryota; Fungi; Ascomycota; Eurotiomycetes; Chaetothyriales; Herpotrichiellaceae. The record is from RefSeq and is a predicted model, not a curated record. Gene Ontology annotation, biological process: protein refolding; endoplasmic reticulum unfolded protein response; cellular response to unfolded protein. Gene Ontology annotation, cellular component: membrane; endoplasmic reticulum lumen; endoplasmic reticulum chaperone complex. Gene Ontology annotation, molecular function: misfolded protein binding; ATP hydrolysis activity; heat shock protein binding. The transcript is spliced from 2 exons. Bases 146 to 2188 code for a protein of 680 amino acids.
CCAGUGGCGGCAAAUCCAAAAGGACAGCGUAUCGAUAACUCGCUGCGCUUCAUAAAUAUUUCUGUUCCUCCAUCAUCAUCCUCCCUCCUCAACACCACCACCACUUCCUUUCUACCACUUCUCCUUUCCUUGGGCGUCUUCAGCCAUGGCGCGACACGGUUCAAGAGCGUCUUCUGCUUUCCAGUGGACUACCGUCUUCUAUCUCCUCCUGAUUUUUAUUUGUCCUUUGGCUCUGAUCGGCUCAGUACAUGCCCAAGAUCAAGCUCCCUUAAACGACUCAGACUCCAACUAUGGCACCGUCAUCGGUAUCGAUCUGGGCACCACUUACUCCUGCGUCGGUGUGAUGCAGCACGGAAAAGUCGAAAUUAUUGUCAACGACCAAGGAAACCGAAUCACCCCCUCAUACGUGGCCUUUACCGACGAAGAGCGGUUAGUAGGCGACGCAGCAAAGAAUCAAUACGCUGCGAAUCCUACGAGAACAAUCUUUGAUAUAAAACGUUUAAUCGGUCGCAAGUUCGACGACAAAGAUGUCCAACGAGACGCGAAGCACUUCCCCUUCAAGGUCGUUCCCAAAGAUGGCAAACCUAUGGUCACAGUCGAGGUUGCUGGUAAACCCAAGACAUUCACUCCCGAAGAAAUUUCCGCCAUGGUAUUGGGCAAGAUGAAGGAAGUCGCAGAAGCAUACUUGGGCAAGAAAGUUACCCAUGCCGUUGUCACGGUGCCGGCCUACUUCAACGAUGCCCAGAGACAAGCAACAAAAGACGCUGGGACGAUCGCUGGUCUGACGGUUCUCCGUGUGGUCAAUGAACCAACGGCUGCUGCCAUCGCCUACGGACUCGACAAGAAGGGCAAAGAGAGCCAAAUCAUCGUCUACGAUCUUGGUGGCGGUACUUUCGAUGUCUCCCUCCUUUCAAUUGAAGAUGGCGUUUUCGAGGUCUUGGCCACUGCCGGUGAUACUCAUCUCGGUGGUGAAGAUUUCGAUCAACGAGUUAUUGAUUACUUCGUCAAGCUCUACAACAAAAAGAACGAUGUCGACAUCCGGAAGGAUCUCAAGACGAUGGGUAAGCUGAAGCGAGAAGUCGAGAGAGCCAAGCGGACCCUGUCUUCCCAAAUGUCCACCCGCAUCGAAAUUGAAGCCUUCCACGACGGAAAGGACUUCUCCGAGACCUUGACCCGAGCUAAAUUCGAAGAGCUCAACAUGGACUUGUUCAAGAAGACACUCAAGCCGGUCGAGCAGGUCUUGAAGGAUGCCAAGGUCAAGAAGGUUGACAUCGACGACAUUGUCCUCAUUGGUGGUUCUACUCGUAUCCCCAAAGUUCAGUCCAUGAUCGAGGAGUACUUUGGUGGCAAGAAAGCCAGCAAGGGUAUCAAUCCCGACGAAGCUGUGGCUUAUGGUGCAGCUGUUCAGGGUGGCAUUCUCUCAGGCGAGGCCGGUACGGACGACAUUGUCCUGAUGGAUGUUAACCCGCUUACCCUCGGCAUUGAAACCACUGGAGGCGUCAUGACCAAGUUGAUCCCGAGAAACACUGUUGUUCCUACCAAGAAAUCACAGAUCUUCUCUACGGCGGCCGAUAACCAACCAGUCGUUCUGAUUCAAGUUUACGAAGGUGAACGAUCCCUUACCAAGGACAACAACCUCCUCGGCAAGUUCGAGCUGACUGGUAUUCCUCCGGCGCCUCGUGGUGUGCCACAAAUUGAAGUCUCAUUCGAGCUCGACGCCAACGGCAUUCUCAAGGUCUCGGCUGGCGACAAGGGCACCGGCAAGUCGGAAUCCAUCACCAUUACCAACGACAAGGGACGCCUGUCACCCGAAGAAAUCGAACGAAUGGUGGCCGAGGCCGAGCAAUUCGCCGAAGAGGAUAAAGUGGUCCGAGAAAAGAUUGAAGCCAGAAACAAACUCGAAAACUACGCCGUCUCCUUGAAGAACCAGGCCAACGACGAAGAAGGUCUUGGUGGCAAGAUCGACGACGACGACAAGGAGACUCUGUUGGAAGCCGUCAAGGAGACCCAGGAUUGGCUCAGUGAGAAUGCCGAUUCAGCAGAGAAGGAUGACUUUGAUGAACAAUACGAGAAAUUGUCACAGGUCGCAUAUCCCAUCUCCAGCAAACUGUACGGCAGCGGCGGCGGUGCAGGAGGCAUGCCGGACUACGGAGACGAUGAUGACGAUAUGGGCCAUGAUGAAUUGUGAGCUGGGUCGGAUCGUCCUCAGCUGGGUCUGGCAUGAUUCCUUUAUGAUACCUGUAGCAGCAUUUAGACGUGCUCGACUGGGGAUGGUCGAGUAUGCGAGGCGUUUUUCCAUUGUCUUUUACGUCCAAUACUGGAGAGGUUUAGAUACCACAAAACGCAGAUUUCAAAAGCUUCA